Camelina sativa (false flax) is the source of this 2181-nucleotide messenger RNA. RefSeq names its product histone-lysine N-methyltransferase SUVR4. Gene Ontology annotation, molecular function: zinc ion binding; histone methyltransferase activity; protein binding. Gene Ontology annotation, cellular component: nucleus. The record is from RefSeq and is a predicted model, not a curated record. NCBI's taxonomy places the organism in Eukaryota, Viridiplantae, Streptophyta, Magnoliopsida, Brassicales, Brassicaceae.
GAAAUGGAUCUGUCAAAUGAUAUACUCUCUCUCUCUCUCUCUCUCUCUCACCUCACGCAGCAGUGAGAUACAGAGUAGAAAAGUAGUUGUCUGGGGGUGGGUGUUUGUAAAUGGAUGGAUGGAUCUGUUUAGGUCAUUUAUCAAUUCGAAAAUUGAUGUUAUUAAUUUAAUUUUAUAAUCCUAAAAGCUGGAGCUCUCUUUCUCUCUCUCUCUUUUUUUUUUUUUUGCAUGCACAAUCUCUCAACCAUCCAACCAAUCAUUCGCCGUCUUCCUCAAAUUCUGGUUUUGUAUUUUAGCCGCCGCCGGCUCAAUUCCAGAAGAAGCAUUCUUCCUCCGAUUUCGUUAUAGUCUCUCACCACACUGAGGUUCCGUUUAGGAAGGUGAUUUUGAUAUGGAACAACCAAUGAUGCUCACUGAGAAAGACGACAAGGUACGCAAAGCUUUGGAGAAAACAAGGGAAUUGUCUAUUCCUGAUGAAAAGACAAUGCCAGUGCUUCUGAAGCUCCUAGAAGAGGCUGGUGGCAGUUGGUCUUUAGUUAAAUUGGAUAACUAUUCUGCACUCAUCGACGCUGUUCUCUCUGUUGACGAAGAAGACAAGAACAAGCUAACUGAAGGUUCAUCCAAUGGCAAUAACAAAGGGAAGAAUCCUAAGGUCAUUGACUCUCCUGUUUCUCUGAAAAAAUCUUACGAGACCCGUUCUGCAACCUCAGGUUCCUCCGUUCAGAACAAUAAUGGUGAUCGCAAGAGGAAAUAUAGAAACAGAAUUUCUGACAUCACCAAAGGUUCGGAGAGCGUUGAAAUAUCUCUUGUCGAUGAUGUUGGAAGCGAGGAUGCCCCAAAGUUUACUUACAUCCCUCACAACAUUGUUUACCAAAGUGCUUAUGUCCACGUGUCUCUGGCUCGUAUUUCUGAUGAAGAUUGCUGUGCGAACUGCAAAGGCGACUGUCUUUCAGCUGACCUUCCAUGUGCUUGUGCUCGUGAAACCAGUGGAGAAUAUGCUUAUACCAAUGGAGGGUUGCUAAAGGAGAAGUUUCUGGACACCUGUUUAAAGAUGAAAAAGGAACCAGAUAGGUUUCAUAAGUUUUACUGCAAAGACUGCCCUUUGGAGAGAGACCACGAUAAUGGCACACACGGAAAAUGUGAUGGUCACCUAAUCCGGAAGUUCAUUAAGGAAUGCUGGAGAAAGUGUGGAUGUGCUAUGCACUGUGGAAAUCGAGUAGUACAGAGAGGGAUAAGGUCCAAACUGCAGGUUUACUUUACGCAAGAAGGGAAAGGAUGGGGUCUUAGAACACUGCAAGACUUGCCAAAAGGAACCUUUGUCUGUGAAUACAUUGGUGAAAUAUUGACCAACACGGAGUUAUACGACCGGAAUAUAAGAUCUAGUGGUGAGCGGCAUACAUAUCCUGUAACUCUGGAUGCAGACUGGGGUUCUGAAAAGGAACUUAAAGAUGAAGAAGCUCUCUGCCUGGAUGCCACAAUCUGUGGAAAUGUCGCAAGGUUUAUCAAUCACAGAUGCGAGGAUGCAAACAUGAUUGAUAUUCCGGUAGAAAUUGAGACUCCUGACAGACAUUAUUAUCAUAUUGCCUUUUUUACCCUACGAGAUGUAAAGGCCAUGGAUGAGUUGACAUGGGAUUACAUGAUAGACUUCAAUGAUAAAAGUCAUCCAAUAAAGGCAUUUCGAUGUUAUUGCGGAAGCGAAUCAUGCAGAGACAAAAUAACAAAAGGAUCUCAAGGCAAGUUAGAAAGAAGAAAGAUUGUUCCUGCUAAAAAACAAUCAGGUUCCAAAGUGGUGGCGUUUAAGCGCUAGUGAGACUGAUCAUUACUAGACAUUGAAGGAAACAUGACCCACGAACAAAACACUUGGAUCCAUCUUGAGCAAUGCUGGAUUCAACUUGAUGAUAUAUAAUUUUUAUGGUCGCAGAUUUUACUCUCUUCACAAUUCCCUUCUUUCUUCUUUAGGUUACAGUGUUAUAUGUUUGCCCAACCAAAAUAACUUACUGUUAGUUCUGUUCCCUUCUUUUUCAAUCGUUUUAGGGAUUUCACUGCAAUUGUAAACUAAAUAAACCAAACAACACGGUUGUGGAAAAGGGUCCUCGUCUAGUAGAUAGAGCGUAAAGACUCUGGAUCAAAAAGGUGCCCCAUCAUUGGUAUAUUCAGUCAGAUUCAGCUGUACGUAGCUGA